Molecule: messenger RNA, 3380 nt
Organism: Leptopilina heterotoma
Lineage: Eukaryota; Metazoa; Arthropoda; Insecta; Hymenoptera; Figitidae
Gene: Zip99C
Product: zinc transporter ZIP13
Exons: 4
Coding region: 788-2113 (441 amino acids)
Biological process (GO): zinc ion transmembrane transport; intracellular zinc ion homeostasis
Cellular component (GO): membrane
Molecular function (GO): zinc ion transmembrane transporter activity
Source: RefSeq, a predicted model, not a curated record
CUAUUGCGCAUUUAGUCAUCGUAAACUGUUCAGCAAGCAAGGAGCACAUUCACAACGUCGGGAAGUGUAAAGAUAGUGUCCGAGGAAGUAAGGUUACGUUGCGCGCUUAUCUUACUUUGAAAAGUGUUUGUGUGAACCAUAUAAACCUGGCUGGGCAGAGACACUGCCAAUUUAAUCGGUUAUCUCGCAUCAAUGCGGGAUGAAAUAAUAGCAGAUCCAAAUCGAUUGUAGCCGACGGCUUAACUUCGAGCGUCCGUACUCAGUUUCAGUGUAAACUAGUCGGUCGUCGAGUGUGUUGUCGGAAAGACACAGUAUUUUUGUGUGUAAUGAAACGAUAAUUCCACGAGACAACCAAUUUUCGUAUAUAAUUAACACCACCCACAACUUUCGAAUAAAUCUUGGAGAAUUUUCCCUUAAAAACAGUAUCUAGAGUAACAAAAAGUCAACGACACUUUAAACCCAAUGCAUCAUCUCUAUAACCUUUGAUGUUAUUUUCACUUUUCCUUUCUUUAUGUAUCAAAGUGAUUGAUAAAUGAUCACGACUGGAGAUCUAGAUAACACGUGACAUUUUCAUAGAAAGAGUAUAAUACCUAUGCUACUUUACAGUAAUUGGAAUUUACCAGGAUUUCAAUUUGGUUCUCUAAAUUCGUUAUUUUGAAAAAAUCGUGAAAAAAAAUUCGAAAGGCAAAAUACUUGGGGCGAAGUUUAAAAAGAAUUUAAAGAAAGAUCUCGGCGAAAAUUUGCCGAGGUCAGUGAGUAAUCUUUGUUGCAAAUCAAGACAGUAAAGAUGUCAUCUGCAUGUGUGGGGAACUGUACAAAUCCAGGAAUAUUGCACGACAAUUUCAUUGAGGAUUAUUGGGCAACAUGGAACGUUGCUAUGGAUUAUUUUGAGUAUCAACCCUGGUUUUUUUCCUUAAUAGGAAGUUUCAUGGUCGGUCUUUCAGGAAUUCUUCCCCUCUUAAUCAUCCCCAUUGAGGCGGGCACAAAUUUAAAAAAUGGAGCAGGCGCAUGUACGCUUAAAUUACUUUUAAGUUUUGCUGUUGGAGGUUUGCUGGGAGAUGUUUUUUUACAUCUUUUGCCAGAAGCGUGGGCCAGUAAAACUCUUACGCAAGCUCACAGUAACAACAGUCAACUACCAAUGACAUGUGGACUUUGGGUACUAUCUGGUUUUCUCGUCUUCAUUGUUGCCGAGAAAAUGUUUAUCGACGAGGGUGAAAAGAAUUCUGAAGAGGAGGAUGAACAAAAAACUGAAACUAAACUAACAACAUCAACAGACGAACAUCUAUUUAAAAAAGCCACACUCAAGGAAUUCGAGAACAACAAUUUCCUCAUGUCCUCUGAAAAUGACAUUCUAACAAAAUUAUGCGCUCGAAAUGGAAAACAAGAACCACCUACAGUCGUUGAAUUAAAAUUAAAUUUCAACAAAGUUCUCAACGGUUACAAGAAUUCGCCAAAGAACGGAGUUCUAGUAUAUCCGAAGGACGAGAUUGUUUCAAAUAUUGUAAAGAAAAAUGGAUUUAAAAAUUGCAGUGAUAUUUUGAAUAAUGGAUUUUACACUAAUGGCUAUGGACCCCUCAAUUCAAAGUGCUCAAAUGGAUUUGAUUCGGUGGCGAAAUACAAGAAGGAUGAUAUUCAAUUGGUGGAGAAAACGGAGAAGCCUAAACAUAUUUCUGGAUAUUUGAAUCUAAUGGCGAAUUGCAUUGAUAAUUUUACACAUGGCCUGGCAGUUGGUGGUUCAUUUUUGAUAUCUUUUCGAUUAGGUGCCCUAACGACAUUUGCAAUUCUUGUUCAUGAAAUACCGCAUGAAGUUGGAGAUUUUGCGAUUUUAUUGAGAAGUGGUUUCAGUAGGUGGGACGCGGCAAAAGCACAAUUACUCACCGCCAGUGGCGGAAUUUUCGGUGCUAUGGUUGCUGUUCUUUGCAGUGGGAAUGGUGUUGAGUCAAGAACAAGUUGGAUUCUUCCAUUCACAGCGGGAGGCUUUUUGCACAUUGGUCUAGUGUCAGUUUUGCCAGAGUUGCUCAAGGAAACAAAUCCCAAAGAAUCUUUAAAGCAGUUGGGCGCUCUGCUUGCUGGUAUAACAAUUAUGGCGUUUUUGACUAUAUUUUGCGACUAAAUGUAAAUAUUUUUUUUUUUUUUUUUUCAAUUGAAAUUUGUAAUUUUCUACUUAAAUAUAAAUUUGUUGGGCGACAAGUGAUAAUAGUACCCUGUGCUAGAAAACUUUUUUGUAGAAGAUUCUAUUUCGGAAUGAAAACAAUUUUUUUUUAAUUUCUAAACGUUAAGACAAACGUAGCGAAAAAAAUCAGGGUACUCUUAGGAAGCAAUUUAAUUGAAAUUAUGCGCAUUUGGCGAUAGAUUAUUAUAGUUUUAGAUUUAUUUUUACACGUCAAGAUAAAAAGUCUUGGGUAGGAACGAAAUUACCUGUUAUAAAUUUAUUAAACAAGGCCAGUAUUUGCUGCUUCUACAAUGAAAGCAACUCAAAAUGAAAAAAGAAUACAGUCCCAAAGAUAAUGUCAGCGGCUUCCACUUUUUAAGCUAUUUGUCAAAAUAAAAAAAUGAUUUGCAAGGAAAAGUCAGUUUUUGGCGCGCACAGGGAAGAUGAAUGUUAUUAAAAAUUAAUGUAUGUAUACGUAGAUUUUUCCAGUAUUAUACAUGCAUAUUUUUUUAAUUCUCCUAAAGCUGUAAAUAUUCUAUGAUAGUUGGUUCGCAAAUACAGCCUCGAUAAAUAAUUGUCCGAGGGCGAACAAAAUUGGAUCGAACUUAAUAUAUUUUUUUAAAAUAAUUCAAUAUAUACCGUACAUAUUAUAGAAGCUAGGAGCCUUUCACUGUUCUACGAUCUGUUUUAAAUCUGUUUAUAAAAAAUCACAUUGUUAUUGAAUAAUAUUAAAUACUAUAUUGAAGAGAAAAAUUUUUUGAUCAAAUAGUAAAGCGAUGUUAUUUCUUUUUUUAAAAAUCAGCAGUCUUUUCAAUUCAUAAAUAUUUUGACUUUUGUGAUUUAAUUUUGAUUUUGAAAUCGAGCCGAAAAAUUGACAAAAUUUAGUGCUCUAAUACCGUAUAACUAAAAUGACAGAUGUGGUUUAUGUUUAGAAAAAGAAGUCUUGUUAUUAAUCCAGUGAUUAAAACAUAAAGUUCCACAAUUUUGUUAAUUAUAUAAUAAUAGAAACAUUUUGUUUAUCAUAUUUUUUCUAAAAGUACGUUAUAAGAAAUUCUUUGAUAUUCAAAUUAAAUAUUAAACACUUACUGGUUUCGUAAUAUUUAGUAUAAAUAUAUUUUUCAUUAUUUGAUUAAUCAAGGAAUUUCAUAAUAUAGUUUAUUAUUACUAUCUUGUAUACUUAUAUAUAUAACCGGCGAUGACUGUAAAUAAACGUCAUUAUUCCACAUUA